This is a messenger RNA of Magnolia sinica, 790 nucleotides long. RefSeq names its product calnexin homolog. NCBI's taxonomy places the organism in Eukaryota, Viridiplantae, Streptophyta, Magnoliopsida, Magnoliales, Magnoliaceae. The coding region runs from base 1 to 639 and encodes 212 amino acids. The transcript is spliced from 5 exons. The record is from RefSeq and is a predicted model, not a curated record. Gene Ontology annotation, molecular function: calcium ion binding. Gene Ontology annotation, cellular component: endoplasmic reticulum; endoplasmic reticulum membrane. Gene Ontology annotation, biological process: protein folding.
AUGGCAGAUGCAUGUAGUGAAAUUACUUGGUUCCGGGAAUUGUUGACAGCACUUGGGAUCCUUUUGUCUGUGGCAACUCCAUUAUAUGCUGACAAUCUUCGCGCAAUUCAAAAGAAAAACAUUUCCCAAAUUCAUGUGUUUACACAAGACGGGAUCCUGUUUGACAAUAUUUUGAUAGCAAGUGAUGAAAAGGUUGUUGAAUCAGUCAGGGAGACGUCAUGGAAGCCUAAGUUUGAAGUUAAGAAAGAAAGGCAGAAAGCAGAGGAAGCAGCAGCGGAUGCUUCAGAUGGGCUUGCAAGCAUCCAGAAGAAGGUAUUUGAUGUCCUCUGCUGGAUAGCAGACAUUCCCUUCUUGGAAGCAUAUAAGAUCAAGAUCAUUGAUGUCAUCGAGAAAAGAGAGAAGCAGCCUAAUUUUACAAUUGGCAUUCUCAUCUCUAUUUUGGUGGUGAUUGUAACGGUCCUUUUUAGGAUUCUUUUCGGUGGGAAAAAGCCAGCUGCUGCUCCAAAGGUUGUAAAGGAAACAAAGAACUCUUCAGCUUCAGAGACUGACAACCAAGGAAGCAGUGGCGAAACGGAGGACAAAAAUGAGAAGGAAGACGCUGCUGCCCCUCUGCCGUGGAGGUCUAGGCGGGAAACUUAGUUGAGUAGAACUUGAAAUUUUGAACCGAGUGGUCAUUGUAGCCGAAUAUGCUUUUUCCCUACGCUUAGAUUUUGAAAUGCUAACGGGAUUUUAGCGUAAAUGAGAUAAUCUGGUUCUCGCAAUCUGAAUCUUGUCACCCUGAAGAGACGGA